AUGUCUUUGAUGGUGGGAAGAAACCGGAGCACCCGAUGGAAACCCACAGGGUUUGGGGGUGGGAGGGUUUUGAGAACUGUGACAAACAAGAGAGAAAAGGGUCAGACACACCUAUACAGGUCUACACAGGUGAUUUGGAUUAGUAAGGGAGAGCAGGGUGUUGGACUUGUUCGUGAACUAACAUGUUUUUGCAUGUUACUGCAAAAGUGUCAUGAGGUGUGAUGUGCGACAAACUGUGACCUGUUAGUGCUGCUACAUGAAAAGUGACUCGUGGGUCCAUGAUUGGUGGCAAUUGAUCCGAUAUUUGUAAAAAUAUCUCAACAGACCAUCCAAAUAGAUGACUAAAGCCACUAUUUGCUAAAAAAAAAAAAGUACCUUGUUAAAUAAAUAAACAGUAAAUAAAUAAACUACUGUAUGUAGGGUUGGAUAUCGUUUGAAUUGUAUCGAUUCUGAUCCUGCUAAUUGAUUGCGGUUCUUGUUGAUUCCCAUUCUCGAUUCCAAUAUGAUGAAAAAAAGAGGUCAAAUGUUAAGAUAACCAAAAUAUCUUUAUUCUUCAAAGCAUUUACUUUGACUUUUAUUGUUUAAUUAAAAUAAGUAAAUUCAAAGUCUUUUUAACUGAACAUUCUGCUUUUGUUUUUAGUACUUUCUGUCUCAUCUUUCCCUCAAUAAUAUAGUGUUUUAUCAUUGUAAAGGCCAAUUCAUGGACUUGCACGCGGACGCGCACGCGGUUCCAUUCAUCCUUUUUUUCGGAGGUCCGCGGACACAAACGUCACGUGUACGCAGAAGUAAACAGGGUUGCAGCAUGAUAACUUCCCAGAGCUGUAAAAUCCAGUCUGUGGCCUCAGAUGGAUUGAGCUAAACCUGUAAGACAAUGGAGGGAGCUAGACACAGUGGGAGAUGGAACAAAAAAGCCUCUUUUAGCACAAUACUGCUCCUCAUGUGCAUGUUCGUUCCCACUUUGGUGUCAUUAGAGAAGACGUGUCCACCUGGGGACUAUGACAAUGGCAACGGAAUAUGUUGCAACAAAUGCCUUGCAGGUUUUAAGCUUGUGGAAAAGUGUCAGGCUGAGGGUCAAAGAAGUAAUUGUACGCAGUGUCCCGCUGGACAGUACAUGGCCCAGGUGAACUUCUUCCGCAACUGUUUCCGUUGCAAACAAUGCAAAGCAAAGCAUGAACUUGUGGAAUCAGAAUGUAAAAGCGACUCAAACACUAUUUGUCGCUGUGAAGACGGUUUUUAUAAAUUUCAAAUUGACUCAGGAACAUCUGAGUGUCGGACAUGUCAAAAAUGUGGACCUGAUGAAAUGGAAAAACAAGCAUGUACACCAAAUAGCGACACUGUGUGUGAAUGUAAGGUGAAUUACUACAAACUCAACGACAAGUGUGUACCAUGCAAGAAUUGUACAUCUGAGUGCAAAAACCACUGUCUGCCAGUUAAGACUACAACAGAAGUUCCUAAGAGUGAAAAUAGAUUUCUUACCAACAUAAUUGCUGGAGGUGUAACUGUGGCAAUAGUAUUAUUGGCGGUGGCAUCUCUCAUCACCUACAUGAUCACAAAAUGGCUUACCAAGAAGAAGUUGCAGGAACGCACCUCCCAAUCAUCUGAUGUCUCUUCCCCGGAGUCACUUGAAGUUCUGGUCCAAAGUGAGGAACCCUCAGAAAAGGGUUUAAAGGCCAUUCCCCAAAGCCCUGGGAGUGAGCAGGAGCCGUUCAAUCUGCCUGACUGUGUCCCACUAGAAAUCAAGAUCCCUGACCUGAUCUACAUGGUGCUAGACCUGGUACCUGUGCUGCAGGUGAAGCAGCUGGUGCGUUCUCUCGGUGUGACGGAUACAGACAUCGAACGGGCAGAGAUGGAUCACCGGUCCUGCCAGGAGGCUCACUACCAGAUGCUAAGGGUGUGGGCAGAGCGAGGGUCACGAGCUGGCGCAGGAGGACGAGGUGGAAUGCUGCACCGGCCGUUGAUGCUGGAGUUGUUAGAUAAACUGAGAAAGAUGCACCUGGGACAGGCAGCCGAAGAGCUGGAGACAAAGUACGGCAUUCAGUAAUCCUGUAAUGCAUGCCAAGUGGGACAAAAAGCACAUAAAGCCAAGUAUUGUUCUCCUCAGAGACUCACUCACGGACUGCCUCAGAGUAUACCAACGGACACAGUGCCACAACACGCCGUCGCAGCCAUCUAAUUUCAAAGCCACCAGCAUCACUGAGCACUCUACCUCCCCCCUGCCAAUCACUCCCUGAGAUGAUGGGGCCAAACUACUGAGAGCGACGGAUCAAAUGGUUUAAGGAGGAAGAGUACCGAAAAAUGGCAUUUUGCACUUAUAAAUUCAGCCUUUCUGAAGGACUGUUAGCAAUGACUGUGUUUUAAAUCAAAAAGUAAUAGUUCAGCAUUCUGGGAAAUAUGCUUAUUCACUUCCUUUCCAAGAGUUAGAUGAGAAGAUCAAUAUCACUCUGAUGUCUGUACAGUGAAUGUAACCAACCAGCAGUUGGUUAGCUAAGCUUAGUAUGAAGACUGGAAACUGGAAACUCUACAUACAUAGUCUAAAGGUAACAAAAUCUACCUGCCAGAACCUCUAAAGCUCACCAAUUGACCGUAGAUUGUAAAAAAUAUGGACGUAGUCACCGUGACAUCACCCAUUGGUUUCUGAAGAGCGGGUUUGAACUUCAAAGUGGGCGGCUCCAGCUGUCGCCAUCUUGGCAGUGCCUGACUCCGCCUGACUCUCGGCUAAUCCAAAAUGGGCAAAGAGAUGGAGCUGAGGCUGGCCAAAUGAAGCCUAUUUGCUGAAACAAGCCACCUAGCGGCUAGCGACCUGUCACUCAAAGUGGCCACAUCCUUAAUUAUGCAUAACUU
Thunnus maccoyii (southern bluefin tuna) is the source of this 2841-nucleotide messenger RNA. It is a transcript of the gene tnfrsf1a, whose product is annotated as tumor necrosis factor receptor superfamily, member 1a. Bases 872 to 2041 code for a protein of 389 amino acids. The record is from RefSeq and is a predicted model, not a curated record. Gene Ontology annotation, biological process: signal transduction; inflammatory response. Gene Ontology annotation, molecular function: tumor necrosis factor receptor activity; tumor necrosis factor binding. The transcript has 10 exons. Lineage: Eukaryota; Metazoa; Chordata; Actinopteri; Scombriformes; Scombridae. Gene Ontology annotation, cellular component: signaling receptor complex; mitochondrion; membrane raft.